GACCUGGGCGAGGCCUUCACCAAGUGUGGUUUUGCAGGAGAGACAGGACCAAGAUGCAUUAUUCCCAGUGAAAUUAAGAAACCCGAUGUCGCAAAGCCUGUCAAAGUUGUUCAGUAUAAUAUUAAUACAGAACAGCUAUAUUCGUAUCUGAAGGAGUUUAUCCAUAUGCUGUAUUUCAGACAUCUGUUGGUGAAUCCCAGAGACCGCCGUGUUGUGAUUAUAGAAUCUGUCUUGUGCCCUUCACACUUCAGAGAUACACUCACAAGGGUCCUUUUCAAGCAUUUUGAGGUGCCUUCAGUUUUGUUUGCUCCAAGUCAUCUGAUGGCUCUGCUGACACUUGGGAUCAAUUCUGCCAUGGUGCUCGACUGUGGAUAUGCAGAAAGCUUGGUGCUGCCUAUAUAUGAGGGAAUUCCCAUUCUGAGCUGCUGGGGUUCUCUUCCUCUGGGAGGAAAGGCCAUCCACAAGGAGCUGGAAUAUCAGCUGCUGGAGCAGUGCACGGUUGAUACAGGACUAGCCAAAGGACAAAGCCUUCCAUCCGUGAUGGGCUCAGUUCCAGAAGACAUAGUAGAGGAUAUAAAAGUCCGUACUUGUUUUGUGAGUGAUCUCCAACGUGGCCUGAAAAUCCAAGCAGCCAAGUUCAACAUUGAUGGCAGUGCUGAGCGUCCCUCACCACCUCCAGAUGUGGACUAUCCUUUAGAUGGAGAAAAGAUUCUCCAUGUAGCUGGCCCUAUCAGGUGAGAAAUACCAUAGUUGA
This is a messenger RNA of Mesitornis unicolor (brown roatelo), 754 nucleotides long. Its product is annotated as actin-related protein 10-like. NCBI's taxonomy places the organism in Eukaryota, Metazoa, Chordata, Aves, Mesitornithiformes, Mesitornithidae. Gene Ontology annotation, biological process: retrograde axonal transport of mitochondrion. The record is from RefSeq and is a predicted model, not a curated record. The coding region runs from base 166 to 738 and encodes 190 amino acids. The transcript is spliced from 10 exons.